Molecule: messenger RNA, 2862 nt
Organism: Branchiostoma floridae (Florida lancelet)
Lineage: Eukaryota; Metazoa; Chordata; Leptocardii; Amphioxiformes; Branchiostomatidae
Product: cytochrome P450 2J1-like
Exons: 6
Coding region: 168-1673 (501 amino acids)
Biological process (GO): xenobiotic metabolic process
Cellular component (GO): cytoplasm; intracellular membrane-bounded organelle
Molecular function (GO): heme binding; oxidoreductase activity, acting on paired donors, with incorporation or reduction of molecular oxygen, reduced flavin or flavoprotein as one donor, and incorporation of one atom of oxygen; iron ion binding
Source: RefSeq, a predicted model, not a curated record
ACGUGAUCACCAGCUUGGGGUCACCAGACAACUGAACACCAGCAGCAGCACAGAUAGGAACUGACUUCAUCAAAGUUUUACAACUGGGACAUCUGUCUAUAGGUUCUUUCAGUUCAACAGAUGAAUCAACAGUUUGCUAAGAGUAAAUUAGACUUACACCUACAAAGAUGGUAGUGUCAGCCUUGUUUAGCUACCUGAAUCUCCAGACGUGUGUUAUCCUGGGGGUGGUGUUCCUGUUGGCCUACUGGUACCUGAGGACCCGGGCACCCCCCAACCUCCCACCAGGGCCCUGGGCAUGGCCUGGGCUGGGGAAUGUGCUGCAGAUGUUCACUAAGGUUCCGCACCUGAUGUGGACACAGCUAGCGGAGACGUACGGCCCUGUGCUGUACCUGCAACUGGGCAGCCAGCGAAUCGUCGUGCUGUCCAGCUACUCUGCUAUCCACGAGGCUCUGGUGAAGAAAGGAGAGGACUUUUCCUGUAGACCGCACUGGUACACCUUUCAAAAGAUGGGCUUUAUGGACUACGGAAUAAUCAUGCUUCCCUACGGCCCAUUCUGGAAGCAGCAGCGGAAGUAUACCAUCAUGGGUCUCCGUGACUUUGGAUUUGGUAAACGCAGCCUCGAGGGAAAAAUCCUGGAGGAAUCCCAAGGGCUACAGGAGGAAAUCCUCAAGAAGGGAGAGAACCCUUUCAACAUCAGGCUCAUGCUACAGAACGCAGUUGGUAAUGUCAUCUGCUCUAUCGUGCUGGGCAAACGCUUUGAGUACAACGACGAAAAGUUCGAGAAAAUCACAAAGGCUUUCGAUCAGAAUCUUGGCGCCGAGCAGCAGUUGUCAGCCGUGGCGAACUUCUUCCCUUGGGCGCGGCACAUUCCCGCCAUCAAGAGCGCGGUCACCAAGGUGACGGAGAACGUCGAGAACUGCGUGGCGACAAUGCGGGAAGACAUCGCAGCGCACAAGGAGACCUUUGACCCCAACGACAUACGCGACUUCAUUGACACCUAUCUGUUGGAGAUAAGGAACAAGGAAGGGCAGGACGGAAACGAUUUCUCUGACCGUCAACUGGAGUAUCUGAUCGGAGACUUGUUUCUCGCGGGAACUGAGACCACUUCAAGCACACUGACAUGGGCACUACUUUACAUGUUGCGACACCCAGAUAUACAAGAUAAGGUGCACCAAGAGAUCGACAACACCAUUGGACAGAACGUCACCCCCUCCCUCACUCACCGCAGCCAGCUACCCUACACUGAGGCCGUCAUCGCAGAGGUCAUGCGCAUCAACCCCAUCGCUGCAGUCGGAGCCAUGCACAGCACGUCCAACGACACCACGCUGUUUGGUUACGACAUCCCGAAAGACACCGUCGUGUUCCCCAACAUCUGGGCAGUUCUACACAAUCCCGCGGUCUAUCCUGAACCUGACGUCUUCAAACCGGAGAGGUUUCUGGACGACAGCGGCCAAUUCAAAAAGGGCGACAACUUCAUUCCAUUCUCUCUGGGCCGUCGUGCAUGUCUGGGAGAACAGCUGGCCAGGAUGGAGCUGUUCCUGUUCUUCACCUCACUCAUGCAGCGCUUCGCUUUCAAACUGCCAGAGGGCGCCGAUCUACCAUCCACCAUAGGCAAACCUGGGAUCACAAACGUUGCUGAAGACUUUGAUCUUCAUGCCAUUCCAAGGGAAUGACAAGUUUAAAUCAUUCAGCUGAUAUGUGUCAGAUUCAUAAAGUAAAGCUUUACAUAAUGUGUGGACCAAUCACAGGCCUCAAAAUACCAUAAUCCAUUCCUAUUGGUUAGACCAUGUUGAUUUGAUUAUAGAUGGGGUGCUGGGUGGUGGCUGGAGGAUAUAUUUUCAACUAUAUUGUGACAAAGAGAAAACUUUUAAAUUUUCUUUACAAUACUAAUACUCAGCUAUCAUUCACUUGUUGUAAAGAGUAUACUAUAGUAUAAAAUAAUGCAUUUUAGUUUACAGUGAUUAAAUCUUGUGUUAGGGAGAAAAUGGAGUGUUUACAGUUGUUUUCAGUUUGCAAAUAGCUAUUGCUUUCAGUCUUGUACAUGUACAUGUAGCGCUAUUUUAUGAUAUAAGUCACAUACUGAAGAACAGAAUGGAAUUUCUCACUGGUUUUAAGUAAAAACCACAAACAUACAAUCAUGUACACUGUAAAACAACUAUUAGAAAUUUCUGAUGAUCAGGUUAAAGGAAAAGAGCAGGCAUUGUGUCACUAUAUACAUGAAUAUAUUAGCUCCUUAUUAGAUCGAUGCCAAGAUAUUGCUUACAGUUUGUACAUAAUUCAUAUCUAUUACAGUAUUUUGCUAACUUACUUCUAGCACAACAGACAAUUGGUAUUGUAGUUUAUAUGCCAAUAAUUUUGCUGUCUGUACAUGACUUGAUUGUUGCUCUACCGUCUCUGUGCUGUACUAAGAAUAUUCCUCUCAAAAUGUUAAAAUGAGCUUACUAGUGUACUAGAAGACAGUAUAUUUAAUAUUCUGUAUGAGUAUGUUCUAUGUAUAGCUUGUAUUUACUAUGAUUGAACCAUGUAAUGGUAUACCUUACUGUCCUAAUAUAUGUUUUGAAGGAAAGGCAGUAUGGGUUUGAUGAUAUCAAGAGGGUGGAUAAAUUUUGUUUAUUUGUUAAUGUGUUUAUAUGUUUGUGCCUGUUAAGGGAUUGAUAAGAGGGGAUUGAAUUUUGUAAUUGUCAUUGUUAUAAGAUAACAAGAAAGGGUUUGAAAACUGGGUAGUACACAUUAGGGGUGAACCUAGCAGUAUACUAGUAGUACUGUGUGCAGUCUGCAAGAAUUCUAUUAGGAAAUGUACAGAAAUACAGGAAUGUGUUGACAGAAAUGCUAGUUCACAGGAAUAUGUCUGAAAUGCUAGAC